AUGGACUACGAGUAUACAUUAGAGCAACUUACCAAAGAUCUUGGAAUAGUUGUUAAAAGCUUCUAUGAAGACAAUACUGGGUCAAAGAAUGAAGCGAGUCAGGCUCUACUUGAUGACAAUGAAGUAGAUCAAACUCUGCUUGAAGAGGAUGAAGUGGUUCAGGCUCUCCUAGGUGAGAAUGAAACAAGCCAGGCUCUGCUUAACGAAAAUGAAGAGAGUCAGGCUCUCCUAAAUGAGCUUGAAGCAAGUCAGGCUCCCCUUAAUGAGAAUGAAGCAGGUCAAGCUCAAGUCCCACCCAUGUACCCAAGCACUUGGCCUUCCAACUGGAAUUCAACGAAGCAGAUUUCAUUGAACUUGGAGCCACCAAACAAUACUGGCACCAAGAAAAAGAAAUGGGCUUUGGCUGAACACAUAUGCUUCCUGCGUGGAUUGCAGCAAUAUGGGAAGGGAAAAUGGACUGCCAUUUCUAAAAAUGUGGUGCUGACAAGAACACCAGCUCAAGUAGCCAGUCAUGCUCAGAAAUACUAUAAACACCAAAUUGAUCGAGGAAACAAAAAGAGCAAAAGAGGCAGCAUAUAUGAUUUUACCAUAGACAUGCUUGUGGACCCUAUGAAUCAAAACGAGAACCAUGCCAUUCCAUCAAUGCAUCAAUUAGGACCACAAAAUCUUUCACAUGAGCCUCCAACGCACCAAUCAUGGCCAGUGCAUCAAUCAACCCUAAUGAAUCGGCCUACUGUUCCAAUGCAAAUUCAACCUUCAUUAAAUCAGCCUAACUCACAAAAUAUUAUGAAGGUGAAUCCUGCUUGCAUGGCAGAAUUGGACCCAUCUCACGCUCACUCAACUCCCCAACCACAUCAAGGGUUAUCACAGUUGACAUCUGUGUUUUCAUUCGGCCCUGGGUUCUCUAAUGGGCAACAAUUGGUAAAUCAACCUUCAUUCAACUCUAAGGCACUGACAACUAUCCAUACCCAAAUCAACAAGGGAACCCGAUGGACUGAAGAAGAACACCUGUUAUUUGUGGAUGGAUUGGAAAGAUACGGGAAGGGAGAUUGGAAGAACAUUUCUAGAUAUGUUGUGCAGACAAGGUCGCCAACUCAGAUUGCUAGUCACGCUCAGAAAUACUUUAAUCGCCAAGCAAAGAAAGGGAACAACAACAACAAGCAUUAUCCUACUACGAAAGGGAGCAAAAAGAGGGAAAGAAAAAGCAUCCAUGAUGUCACCAUUCAUGAUAUUUAUGUCGAAGCUCAACAACAAAAUCAAAUGAUGGCUUCUUCAUAUCCUCAAAACCAGAUUGUUCCUCCAAGUCUUCCCAUAGAUGAAUCCUGUAACCCACAAAAUUGCCUAAAUUUUGAUCGGUCCCUUCAAUUUGGGUACCCAAGUAGCGCCUUUCUUAUGUAA
Prosopis cineraria is the source of this 1398-nucleotide messenger RNA. RefSeq names its product protein REVEILLE 7-like. Gene Ontology annotation, biological process: response to ethylene; response to auxin; response to gibberellin. The transcript has 3 exons. Gene Ontology annotation, molecular function: DNA binding. The coding region runs from base 1 to 1398 and encodes 465 amino acids. NCBI's taxonomy places the organism in Eukaryota, Viridiplantae, Streptophyta, Magnoliopsida, Fabales, Fabaceae. The record is from RefSeq and is a predicted model, not a curated record.